Messenger RNA from Phytophthora nicotianae INRA-310, 387 nucleotides. RefSeq lists its product as hypothetical. The coding region runs from base 1 to 387 and encodes 128 amino acids. The record is from RefSeq and is a predicted model, not a curated record. The transcript has a single exon. NCBI's taxonomy places the organism in Eukaryota, Oomycota, Peronosporomycetes, Peronosporales, Peronosporaceae.
AUGCUCAACUUCUAUCAAUCUAUACCAAAGUCAAAGCUCAAGAAAUACCCAAAGAAUGAGCACUUUGAGCUUCCAUUUCGGAUGUGCAUUGCUAGCCCAUCUGGUAGCGGAAAGAGUAACACUGUACUAUAUAUCAUCGCGUUGUUGAGCAAAUGCUUCACGAAGAUCGUCAUCUGUACGAAGACAAAUGAGACACUAUAUGAUCAUCUCAAGGACACCAUAGACAACGUAGAGGUGAUCGAAGAAGGUAUGGUUCCAGCAAUGGGCGAGUAUGACUCCGAGACAAGCAAACUCGUUAUAUUCGAUGACUUGGUUCUAGAGCCAAAGAAGACUCAAGCUCAAAUCGGUCAAUACUUCAUCAGAAGCCGAAAAAAGAAAGGAGUAUGA